AUGUCGGAUCAGUGCAGAAAACUUACAGAACUUGAUUUUCGAGCGACGUACAUAUUGAAAGAUGUCUCUGAAACUGAAGCGAUUCAACGGGGAUAUUUUGAGUUUGUCUUCGGUAGUCCAGAAAUGCUUGUCAGUAUAACUGAAUGGAGGGAUAUGCUGAAGUCUACAAUUUAUCAAGAUAGACUGAAGAUGAUUGUCGUUGAUGAAACACAUACUGUCAUUCAAUGGGGUUUGGCCAGUGGUACAGAUGCGCCAUUUAGAGAAUGGUUUUCAAAGAUUGGCGAAAUCAGAUCCCUGUUCCCCAAAGCUGUCAUUGCUGCCCUAACAGCCACCACUCCGCCAAUUCAGAGAAGAAAAAUAAUGAAAAGUCUGUGCUUUGGUGCAAACUGA
This is a messenger RNA of Gigantopelta aegis, 390 nucleotides long. RefSeq names its product Bloom syndrome protein homolog. Lineage: Eukaryota; Metazoa; Mollusca; Gastropoda; Neomphalida; Peltospiridae. Gene Ontology annotation, molecular function: 3'-5' DNA helicase activity; four-way junction helicase activity; nucleic acid binding. The transcript has 2 exons. Gene Ontology annotation, biological process: telomere maintenance; double-strand break repair via homologous recombination. Gene Ontology annotation, cellular component: nucleus; cytoplasm; nucleoplasm. The record is from RefSeq and is a predicted model, not a curated record. Bases 1 to 390 code for a protein of 129 amino acids.